Saccharomyces paradoxus is the source of this 1233-nucleotide messenger RNA. It is a transcript of the gene FUN19, whose product is annotated as Fun19p. Gene Ontology annotation, molecular function: chromatin binding; transcription coactivator activity; protein binding. Gene Ontology annotation, biological process: chromatin remodeling; regulation of transcription by RNA polymerase II. The record is from RefSeq and is a predicted model, not a curated record. The coding region runs from base 1 to 1233 and encodes 410 amino acids. The transcript has a single exon. NCBI's taxonomy places the organism in Eukaryota, Fungi, Ascomycota, Saccharomycetes, Saccharomycetales, Saccharomycetaceae. Gene Ontology annotation, cellular component: SAGA-type complex; nucleus.
AUGGGAUUAUACUCUCCUGAAUCUGAAAAGUCUCAAUUAAAUAUGGAUUACACUGCUAAGGAUGAUUCGCAGUCCAUUUUCAGACGUCUGAAUCGGAAUCUGAAAGCAAGUAACAAUAAUAACGAUAAUAAUAGAAGUGGUUUGAACAUGAGUGAUUAUAGUAAUAAUUCGCCUUAUGGGCGCUCAUACGACGUGAGAAUUAACCAGAACUCACAAAAUAAUGGCAAUGGAUGUUUCUCUGGUAGCAUUGACUCCUUGGUUGAUGAACAUAUAAUACCAUCGCCACCUUUGUCGCCCAAGCUGGAGUCGAAAAUUGACCACAAUGGCUCACCCCGCAUGCUUUCUUCGGCACUAGUGGGAUCUACCCCCAAAGGCCCUGUAGAGAAUGUGUUGUUUGUGAAGCCUGUAUGGCCCAAUGGAUUAUCAAGGAAAAGAUACCGCUACGCCACCUACGGGUUUUUGUCUCAGUACAAAAUUUUCAGUAACCUGGCGCAACCAUAUUCUAAGAACAUUAUCAACAGAUACAAUAACCUGGCCUAUAAUGCUAGACAUAAAUAUUCCAAAUACAAUGAUGAAAUGACUCCUCCUCCUUCUUCUUCUAGAUUACCUUCUCCGUUAGCAUCCCCGAAUUUGAAUAGACAAGCGAGAUAUAAUAUGAGGAAGCAGGCGCUUUACAAUAAUAAUCUGGGGAAGUUUGAAUCAGACACUGAAUGGAUACCUCGGAAACGCAAAGUUUACUCACCACAAAGGAGAACGAUGACUACUAGUCCACAUCGUGCUAAGAAGUUCUCACCCUCUGCAUCCGCUCCUCAUACCAACAUUGCAUCCAUCGAGGCGAUUCAUGAUGCUCCUCAAUAUAUACCCAACGUCUCAUGGAAAAAACUACCAGAUUUCACUCCACCAUUGUCUACGCUACCCGCUGAUAGUAAUAAGUCAUUAAAGAUCGAAUGGAAGGGAUCUCCAAUGGAUUUGUCCACAGACCCGCUGAGGAACGAGCUACACCCCGCCGAACUAGUGUUGGCUCAAACUUUAAGGUUGCCUUGCGAUUUAUAUCUGGACUCCAAGAGAAGGCUAUUUUUGGAAAAAGUUUAUAGAUUAAAGAAAGGGUUGCCGUUCAGAAGAACGGACGCCCAGAAAGCUUGCAGGAUCGAUGUUAAUAAGGCAUCAAGGCUGUUCCAAGCUUUCGAGAAAGUUGGCUGGCUACAAGAUUCGAAUUUUACAAAGUUCUUAUAA